AUGUCUAAAAACACUGAACAAAAAGCUCUUCAACUACCAAGUAAAAGUGGUUCAGAACAAGUUAAUCUAGAAAAAUGCCUAAACGCUUUACAUGCUAAGUAUAAUAAAAACGCUACGUUGGACCAAAAAAUGAACGAACUAGUUGAAUUAUGUAAAGAAUUUGGAGAACAACUUCCUACUUUUAGAAGCAAAAAAUCUUAA
Racocetra persica is the source of this 201-nucleotide messenger RNA. The record is from the annotation of a GenBank genome assembly. Lineage: Eukaryota; Fungi; Glomeromycota; Glomeromycetes; Diversisporales; Gigasporaceae.